Acipenser ruthenus (sterlet) is the source of this 8411-nucleotide messenger RNA. Its product is annotated as mucin-2-like. NCBI's taxonomy places the organism in Eukaryota, Metazoa, Chordata, Actinopteri, Acipenseriformes, Acipenseridae. Bases 134 to 7099 code for a protein of 2321 amino acids. The transcript is spliced from 5 exons. The record is from RefSeq and is a predicted model, not a curated record.
GGCACCUUUAAUAAAAGGAGUGGCUGUACAGAAUCCUGGGAGGAAAGAUUAAAACAAGAGGUUUCAAAUCUUUUCUAAGAUUGCAACCAUGUGAGACUGGAAGAGAAUACAGCUCCCAUCUCCUGCUGUCACAAUGUGGAUCAUUUUCCUGUGGCUUCUUACCCAAAACACUGAUAGUCAGACCCCAGCAGGACAGUGUUCUGUGUCACCUACACUAUGCUGUGCUGGAUUGAAUAACACCUGUCGGAGAGGACGCUGCUAUUGUGAUGAACAGUGUCUUCAAAGCAAGGACUGCUGCAGUGAUUAUAUCAGCACAUGUGCAGGAAAACAGACAGUAAGAACAUCAGUAUCAACAACUUUGGAAACACUGCCCACUCUCCAAUCUACAGACACAACCACUCUGACCACAUCUAUCCCUGUGACCACUGUGGAAACACAGCCCACUCUCGACUCUUCACAUACACCCACUCUGACUACAUCUAUCCCUAUGACAACUGUGGAAACACUGCCCACUCUUGACUCUACAGAUACAACCACUCUGACUACAUCUAUCCCUAUAACAACUCUGGAAACACUGCCCACUCUUGACUCUACUGACACAACCACUAUGACUACAUCUACUCCUGUGACCACUGAGGAAACACAGUCCACCCUUGACUUUACAGAUACAACCACUCUGACUACAUCUAUCUCUGUGACCACUGUGGAAACACUGCCCAUUCUCCACUCUACAGACACUACCACUCUGACCACAUCUAUCCCUGUGACCACUGUGGAAACAUUGCCCACUCUCCACUCUAGAGAUACAACCACUCUGACUACAUCUAUCCCUAUGACCGCUGUGGAAACACUGCCCACUCUCCACUCUACAGACACCACCACUCUGACUACAUCUAUCCCUAUGACCGCUGUGGAAACACAGUCCACUCACCACUCUCCACAUACAACCACUUUGACUACACCUUCUCCUGUGACAACUAUGGAAACACAGCCCACUCUCCACUCUACAGACACCACCACUCUGACUAUAUCUACUCCUGUGACCACUAUGGAAACACAGCCCACUCUCCACUCUACAGACACCACCACUCUGACUACAUCUAUCCCUGUGACCACUGUGGAAACACAGCCCACUCUCCACUCUACACAUACAACCACUUUGACUACAUCUACUCCCGUGACCACAAUGGAAACACUGCCCACUCUCGACUCUACAGAUACACCCACUCUGCCUACAUCUAUCCCUGUGACCACUGUGGAAACACAGCCCACUCUCCACUCUAGAGAUACUACCACUCUGACCACAUCUACUCCUGUGACCAAAGUGGAAACACUGCCCACUCUCGACUCUACAGACACCACCACUCUGACUACAUCUAGUCCUGUGACCACUGUGGAAACACUGCCCACUCUCCACUCUACAGAUACAACCACUUUGAAUAUAUCUAUCCCUGUAACUACUAUGGAAACACUGCCCACUCUCCACUCUACAGACACUAGCACUCUGACUACAUCUAUCACUGUUACCACUAGUGAAACACAGCCCACCCUCCACUCUACAGACACCACCACUUUGACUACAUCUUCUCCUGUGACAACUAGUGAAACACUGCCCACUCUCCACUCUACAGACACCACCACUCUGACUAUAUCUAUUCCUGUGACCACUGUGGAAACACUGCCCACUCUCCACUCUACAGAAACAAUCACUCCGACUACAUCUAGUUCUUUGACCACUGUGGAAACACAGCGUACUCUCCACUCUACGGACACCACCACUCUGACUACAUCUAUCCCUGUGACCACUGUGGAAACACAGCCCACUCUCCACUCUACACAUACAACCACUUUGACUACAUCUACUCCCGUGACCACAAUGGAAACACUGCCCACUCUCGACUCUACAGAUACACCCACUCUGACUACAUCUAGUCCUGUGACCACUGUGGAAACACAGCCCACUCUCCACUCUACACAUACAAUCACUUUGACUACAUCUAUUCCUGUGACCACUAUGGAAACACUGCCCACUCUCCACUCUACAGACACUACCACUCUGACUACAUCUCUGACUACAUCUACAUCUCUGACUACAUCUACUCCCGUGACCACAAUGGAAACACUGCCCACUCUCGACUCUACAGAUACACCCACUCUGACUAAAUCUACUCCUGUGACCACUAUGGAAACACUGCCCACUCUCCACUCUACAGACACCACCACUCUGACUACAUCUAUCCCUGUGACCACUGUGGAAACACUGCCCACUCUCCACUCUACAGACACCACCACUCUGACUACAUCUAUCCCUGUGACCACUAGUGAAACACAGCCCACCCUCCACUCUACAGACACAAUCACUCUGACUACAUCUAGUCCUGUGACCACUGUGGAAACACUGCCCACUCUCCACUCUACAGACACCACCACUCUGACUACAUCUAUCCCUGUGACCACUAGUGAAACACAGCCCACCCUCCACUCUACAGACACAAUCACUCUGUCUACAUCUAGUCCUUUGACCACUGUGGAAACACAGCCCACUCUCCACUCUACACAUACAACCACUUUGACAACAUCUUCUCCUGUGACCACUAGUGAAACACUGCCCACUCUCCACUCUACAGACACCACCACUCUGACUACAUCUAUCCCUGUGACCACUGUGGAAACACUGCCCACUCUCCACUCUACAGACACAAUCACUCCGACUACAUCUAGUUCUUUGACCACUGUGGAAACACAGCCCACUCUCCACUCUACAGACACAAUCACUCCGACUACAUCUAUCCCUGUGACCACUGUGGAAACACAGCCCACUCUCCACUCUACAGAAACCACCACUCUGACUACAUCUAUCCCUGUGACCACUGUGGAAACACUGCCCACUCUCCACUCUACAGACACAAUCACUCUGACUAAAUCUACUCCUGUGUCCACUAUGGAAACACUGCCCACUCUCCACUCUACAGACACCACCACUCUGACUACAUCUAUCCCUGUGACCACUGUGGAAACACUGCCCACUCUCCACUCUACAGACACCACCACUCUGACUACAUCUAUCCCUGUGACCACUAGUGAAACACAGCCCACCCUCCACUCUACAGACACAAUCACUCUGACUACAUCUAGUCCUGUGACCACUGUGGAAACACUGCCCACUCUCCACUCUACAGACACCACCACUCUGACUACAUCUAUCCCUGUGACCACUAGUGAAACACAGCCCACCCUCCACUCUACAGACACAAUCACUCUGACUACAUCUAGUCCUUUGACCACUGUGGAAACACAGCCCACUCUCCACUCUACACAUACAACCACUUUGACAACAUCUUCUCCUGUGACCACUAGUGAAACACUGCCCACUCUCCACUCUACAGACACCACCACUCUGACUACAUCUAUCCCUGUGACCACUGUGGAAACACUGCCCACUCUCCACUCUACAGACACAAUCACUCCGACUACAUCUAGUUCUUUGACCACUGUGGAAACACAGCCCACUCUCCACUAUACAGACACAAUCACUCCGACUACAUCUAUCCCUGUGACCACUGUGGAAACACAGCCCACUCUCCACUCUACAGACACCACCACUCUGACUACAUCUAUCCCUGUGACCACUGUGGAAACACUGCCCACUCUCCACUCUACAGACACAAUCACUCUGACUACAUCUACUCCUGUGUCCACUAUGGAAACACUGCCCACUCUCCACUCUACAGACACCACCACUCUGACUACAUCUAUCCUUGUGACCACUGUGGAAACACUGCCCACUCUCCACUCUACAGAUACAACCACUUUGAAUAUAUCUAUCCCUGUGACUACUAUGGAAACAAAGCCCACUCUCCACUCUACAGACACCACCACUCUGACUACAUCUAUCCCUGUGACCACUGUGGAAACACUGCCCACUCUCCACUCUACAGACACCACCACUCUGACUACAUCUAUCCCUGUGACCACUGUGGAAACACUGCCCACUCUCCACUCUACAGACACAAUCACUCCGACUACAUCUAGUUCUUUGACCACUGUGGAAACACAGCCCACUCUCGACUCUACAGAUACACCCACUCUGACUAAAUCUACUCCUGUGACCACUAUGGAAACACUGCCCACUCUCCACUCUACAGACACCACCACUCUGACUACAUCUAUCCCUGUGACCACUGUGGAAACACUGCCCACUCUCCACUCUACAGACACCACCACUCUGACUACAUCUAUCCCUGUGACCACUAGUGAAACACAGCCCACCCUCCACUCUACAGACACAAUCACUCUGACUACAUCUAGUCCUGUGACCACUGUGGAAACACUGCCCACUCUCCACUCUACAGACACCACCACUCUGACUACAUCUAUCCCUGUGACCACUAGUGAAACACAGCCCACCCUCCACUCUACAGACACAAUCACUCUGACUACAUCUAGUCCUUUGACCACUGUGGAAACACAGCCCACUCUCCACUCUACACAUACAACCACUUUGACUACAUCUUCUCCUGUGACCACUAGUGAAACACUGCCCACUCUCCACUCUACAGACACCACCACUCUGACUACAUCUAUCCCUGUGACCACUGUGGAAACACUGCCCACUCUCCACUCUACAGACACAAUCACUCCGACUACAUCUAGUUCUUUGACCACUAUGGAAACACAGCCCACUCUCCACUCUACAGACACCACCACUCUGACUACAUCUAUCCCUGUGACCACUGUGGAAACACAGCCCACUCUCCACUCUACACAUACAACCACUUUGACUACAUCUACUCCCGUGACCACAAUGGAAACACUGCUCACUCUCGACUCUACAGAUACACCCACUCUGACUACAUCUAGUCCUGUGACCACUGUGGAAACACAGCCCACUCUCCACUCUACACAUACAAUCACUUUGACUACAUCUAUUCCUGUGACCACUAUGGAAACACUGCCCACUCUCCACUCUACAGACACUACCACUCUGACUACAUCUCUUACUACAUCUACAUCUCUGACUACAUCUACUCCCGUGACAACAAUGGAAACACUGCCCACUCUCGACUCUACAGACACCACCACUCUGACUACAUCUAUCCCUGUGACCACUGUGGAAACACUGCCCACUCUACACUCUACAGAUACAACCACUUUGAAUAUAUCUAUCCCUGUGACUACUAUGGAAACACAGCCCACUCUCCACUCUACAGACACCACCACUCUGACUACAUCUAUCCCUGUGACCACUGUGGAAACACUGCCCACUCUCCACUCUACAGACACCACCACUCUGACUACAUCUAUCCCUUUGACCACUGUGGAAACACUGCCCACUCUCCACUCUACAGACACCACCACUCUGACUACAUCUAUCCCUGUGACCACUGUGGAAACACAGCCCACCCUCCACUCUACAGACACAAUCACUCUGACUACAUCUAGUCCUUUGACCACUGUGGAAACACAGCCCACUCUCCACUCUACACAUACAACCACUUUGACAACAUCUUCUCCUGUGACCACUAGUGAAACACUGCCCACUCUCCACUCUACAGACACCACCACUCUGACUACAUCUAUCCCUGUGACCACUGUGGAAACACUGCCCACUCUCCACUCUACAGACACAAUCACUCCGACUACAUCUAGUUCUUUGACCACUGUGGAAACACAGCCCACUCUCCACUCUACAGUCACAAUCACUCCGACUACAUCUAUCCCUGUGACCACUGUGGAAACACAGCCCACUCUCCACUCUACAGACACCACCACUCUGACUACAUCUAUCCCUGUGACCACUGUGGAAACACUGCCCACUCUCCACUCUACAGACACAAUCACUCUGACUACAUCUACUCCUGUGACCACUAUGGAAACACAGCCCUCUCUCCACUCUACAGACACCACCUCUCUGACUACAUCUAUCCCUGUGACCACUGUGGAAACACAGCACACUCUCCACUCUAGAGAUACCACCACUCUGACUACAUCUACUCCUGUGACCACUAUGGAAACACAGCCCACUCUCCACUCUACAGACACCACCACUCUGACUACAUCUAUCCCUGUGACCACUAUGAAUAUAGUGUCUACCCUCGACUCUACAGAUAACACCACGCUGAGUCCAAUUAUGAAUACAACCUUCUUGACUACAUCUGUGCUAGUAAGCACAACCCCUCUGAGUCCAGCUGUGAAUACACUGCCUGCCCUUGUCUCAAAAGAUAUUACCUCUACCAUAACCACUACACAACUGACAAACAACUCAACUACACUGUUUAAAAACAUUACAAGUUCUUUGGACAACACACCACUUCCUGUCCUUGCAACCACAACAAAUGCAACUCUGCUGAACAGUGCUGUUAAUGAUAUAGAGACAAAGUCCUCUGCAAGCACAUCUUCAGUUGUACCAGCUUCAUCAACUCUUACUUCACCUGUCCCAGUCAUGACCACAACUACAAUGCCUCCACCUGACCCUACAAAUAACACCCCCCUCACUACGAGAGUGACCAAUUCUACAGCAACUAGCACUGCGACUAGUAAUCAUCUGACUGUGGCUAACAUCACUGUAGUGACCUCAACACCAGCAGGAAGACAGCCUAUAACUAGCCGUACAACUACCACAAGCAGGAAAGUUACUGAAAUAGCAAACGCCAUACAGAAUGCAUCUCAUGUCACUACAGCUGUGACAUUAACAGCUGCUGAUGCAAUCACAGCAACAACAAUUCAGGAUUCCGUUACAAUGGAGAGAACAACCUGGACUUCAUCUGCAGCAGCAGCAACCCCCAGUGUAACAACAGGGCAGAGUGGGACGAGUACAACCACAGAGGCUACAAAUCAGAUUCCUGAAGUAACAACAAAACAACCGGCAGACCUUUCCACAGCCCAAAGUGAGCCAGCAAAAGAAAAGGUAGCGAACAGCCUGGCACAACCCACAGGCACUCAGACACAUGUUUUAAGAAUGAAUGUGUCCCUCCUCGCUUCUAACACAAUAAAUAAUGAAACAGUAGAGAAAGCUAUGGAAUAUCUAAAAAACAUCAUGCAAGAUCAUUUCAAAGAUGAACAUUACACAUUUAGGAUUCUGAAAAUACAGAAGAAAUGAACUAUACAUGUUUUUAUUCUCUUUAUGAAUCUGCAGCUCUAGACAAAAUCUACAUAUUUUUGGAAGCUUGGCAACAAAUCAAGGCCACUUUCUUUAGGAGUUAAUGUGAAGCAGAAUGCAUUACUAAUCUGUUUAUCUUAAAUCAGUAUUCAUGUAAUCUAAUAUUUUGAUGUAUUAAACAUUCUUACUAACUAUUCCAGCUGGUUUUCUGAAGUCAAGCAGAAUAUUAGCAUUGCUCUGUGCACAAGCCCACAGGUGAAGCAUUCUGCACUGAAACCUGUGCAACACUGAUAUCGUUCCCCACCUUACUUCCCCAAGAAACAGCCUUUCAAAAGCCAUCUUGCUGGAAUAGUUAGUAAGCAUGGCAAACACUGACCUAAUCAGAAACAGCAACAGAUACUAGUCAUACAGAACACACAAUAUGAUAUUAAACCGUUAAGAAGUGUUGUAUCAGGGGAAUUGAGAGGACUCAAAUUCUCUUUCGUUUUAUUGGAUUGGUACCACUGGUUCAUGUUUAGCACUAAAGACAUUUUAUCAUAACACAUGAAAACAUGAAGUGCACCCAUUGCUUUAUACUGUGUUGAAUAUGAACAUUUUGCCUUUAUUUGAUUUAAAAUAUAUAUAUAUUUCUUAAAACUGGUGUUUCUUCACAUUGUUAAAUGUAACAUUGUGUGCGUGUGUGCGUGUGUGCGUGCGUGCGUGUGUGUGUGUGUGUGUGUGUGUGAUUGUAUCUGCUAUAAGGAUACAAGUGUAAGAUCACCUCUGUAAUUUGUAAUCUGGGUGGGUUAUAAAUACAUGCAAUACUUUAAAAACUGGAUUAUUAAUACAUCUUCACUGUACAUAUCUACACUACAUUUCUUUUACUUUUAUAUUUCCAGUCCACUUUUGAGGAGUUGUAUAAAUGUGUAGGGAACCUGCAAUAACCUUCAGAUACUGUUCACCACAAAGCUGUUCUCACCACUACAAACUCGGGUUCAACAGGUAACUAGGCAUGAUGGGCAAGCUAUCCCAUGCAUGAAGUGGCAUCCAAAACCUUCGCCAUUCUCUACUCUUGUUAAAUGGGAAUUUCCUCUCUAUAAUUUACAGAAAAUACAGGUAUACUGAUAUACCUCCUCUGGUCACCUCUCUAAAUCUCAGUGUUCACAGGAAGCUGCAGUAGUGGUAGGCUCAGAUGGGGUAGUUUUUAUAAGACUAGUAAAGUUCAAAACGUAUGACAGAAUACGAAUAAUGUGUCUUUAUUAUUUUAAACCAGCACUUCCGAAUGUUUGGCUGUGGCUUCCUUUUUGAUAACGUGUCUCUUUACAUUUCCACU